Molecule: messenger RNA, 420 nt
Organism: Triticum turgidum subsp. durum (durum wheat)
Lineage: Eukaryota; Viridiplantae; Streptophyta; Magnoliopsida; Poales; Poaceae
Source: the annotation of a GenBank genome assembly
AUGGACGCCUCCUACCGCCGCUCAGGUGCGGGCGGCGGCGGCGGCUCAGCCCCCCGCACCGUCGAGGACAUCUUCAAGGACUACCGCGCCCGCCGCAACGCCAUCCACCGCGCCCUCACCCACGACGUCGAGGAGUUCUACGCGCAGUGCGAUCCAGAGAAGGAGAACCUGUGCCUGUACGGGUACGCCAACGAGGCGUGGGAGGUGGCGCUGCCCGCGGAGGAGGUGCCCACCGAGCUGCCGGAGCCGGCGCUCGGGAUCAACUUUGCGCGCGACGGGAUGAAGCGCAGCGACUGGCUCGCGCUCGUCGCCGUCCACUCCGAUUCGUGGCUUGUCUCCGUAGCUUUCUACUAUGCCGCGCGGCUCACCCGCAACGACCGGUAUGAUGUCCCCCUCUGUUCCUUUGGGUUUGAUGAGUGA